AUGGCGCCUGGGAACCCGUGGCGGCCGCCGUCGCUGCCGCUGCUGCUGCUGCUGACGCUGGCGGCGGGUGCGGGCGGCCUGGAGUUCGGCGGCGGCCCGGGGCAGUGGGCGCGCUAUGCGCGCUGGGCCGGAGCGGCGAGCAGCGGCGAGCUCAGCUUCAGCCUGCGCACCAACGCUACUCGCGCGCUGCUGCUCUACCUGGACGACGGCGGGGACUGCGACUUCCUGGAGUUGCUGCUGGUGGAAGGGCGCCUGCGGUUGCGCUUCACGCUCUCGUGCGCCGAGCCCGCCACGCUGCAGCUGGACACGCUGGUGGCCGACGACCGCUGGCACAUGGUGCUGCUGACCCGCGACGCGCGCCGCACAGCCCUGGCGGUGGACGGCGAGGCCCGCGCCGCCGAGGUGCGCUCGAAGCGGCGCGAGAUGCAGGUGGCCAGCGACCUGUUCGUGGGAGGCAUCCCACCCGACGUGCGACUCUCGGCGCUUACGCUCAGCACCGUCAAGUAUGAGCCGCCCUUCAGCGGCCUCUUGGCCAACCUGAAGCUGGGCGAGCGGCCCCCCGCGCUGCUGGGCAGCCAGGGCCUGCGCGGCGCCGCAGCCGACCCGCUGUGCGCGCCAGCGCGCAACCCCUGUGCCAACGGCGGCCUCUGCACCGUGCUGGCUCCCGGCGAGGUGGGCUGCGACUGCAGCCACACGGGCUUCGGCGGCAAGUUCUGCAGCGAAGAGGAGCACCCCAUGGAAGGUCCGGCUCACCUGACGUUAAACAGCGAAGUAGGGUCCUUACUGUUCUCCGAGGGGGGGGCCGGGAGAGGAGGAGCCAGCGAUGUGCACCAGCCGACAAAAGGCAAGGAGGAGUUUGUGGCGACCUUCAAAGGCAAUGAGUUCUUCUGCUAUGACCUGUCACACAACCCGAUCCAGAGCAGCACGGACGAGAUCACGCUGGCCUUCCGCACCCUGCAGCGCAACGGGCUGAUGCUGCACACGGGCAAGUCGGCCGACUAUGUCAACCUGUCCCUCAAAUCUGGGGCUGUCUGGCUUGUCAUCAACCUGGGCUCGGGAGCCUUUGAGGCCCUUGUGGAACCCGUCAAUGGCAAGUUCAACGACAACGCCUGGCACGACGUCCGGGUCACUCGAAACCUGCGCCAGCACGCAGGCAUUGGACACGCUAUGGUAAACAAACUGCAUUAUCUGGUGACCAUCUCCGUGGACGGGAUCCUGACCACCACAGGCUACACGCAGGAGGAUUACACCAUGCUGGGCUCUGACGACUUCUUCUACAUUGGGGGCAGCCCCAACACGGCGGACCUGCCGGGCUCGCCCGUCAGCAACAACUUCAUGGGCUGCCUCAAGGAUGUGGUGUAUAAGAAUAAUGACUUCAAGCUGGAGCUGUCCCGCCUGGCAAAGGAAGGAGACCCCAAGAUGAAGCUGCAGGGGGACCUGUCUUUCCGCUGUGAGGAUGUGGCUGCCCUGGACCCUGUGACCUUCGAGAGCCCUGAGGCCUUUGUGGCGCUGCCCCACUGGAGCGCCAAGCGCACCGGCUCGAUCUCGCUAGACUUCCGCACCACUGAGCCCAACGGGCUGCUGCUCUUCAGCCAGGGCCGGCGGGCUGGGGCUGGGGCCGGCAGCCACGGUGCUGCCCCGCGGGCUGACUACUUUGCCAUGGAGCUGUUGGACGGCUACCUCUACCUUCUGCUGGACAUGGGGUCUGGGGGCAUCAAGCUGCGGGCGUCCAGCCGCAAGGUCAACGACGGCGAGUGGUGCCAUGUGGACUUCCAGAGGGACGGGCGCAAAGGCUCCAUCUCGGUGAACAGCCGCAGCACGCCAUUCUUGGCCACCGGGGAGAGCGAGAUUCUGGACCUGGAGAGCGAGCUGUACCUGGGCGGCCUACCUGAAGGCGGGCGGGUGGACCUGCCCCUGCCCCCAGAGGUGUGGACGGCGGCGCUGCGGGCUGGCUACGUGGGUUGCGUGCGGGACCUCUUCAUAGACGGGCGUAGCCGAGACCUCCGGGGCCUGGCGGAGGCGCAGGCGGCUGUGGGCGUCGCCCCCUUCUGCUCCCGGGAGACGCUGAAGCAGUGUAACUCCGCCCCCUGCCGCAAUGGCGGCGUCUGUCGAGAGGGCUGGAACCGCUUCGUCUGUGACUGCGUCGGGACCGGCUUUCUGGGGCGGGUCUGUGAGAGAGAGGCCACGGUCCUGAGCUACGAUGGCUCCAUGUACAUGAAGAUCAUGCUGCCCAACGCCAUGCACACGGAGGCGGAGGACGUGUCUCUGCGCUUCAUGUCUCAGCGGGCCUACGGGCUCAUGAUGGCCACCACCUCCAGGGAGUCAGCUGACACCCUGCGCCUGGAGCUGGACGGGGGCCAGAUGAAGCUCACCGUCAACCUCGACUGCCUGCGCGUCGGCUGCGCACCCAGUAAAGGCCCCGAGACGCUCUUUGCGGGGCACAAGCUCAAUGACAAUGAGUGGCACACGGUGAGGGUGGUGCGGCGUGGCAAGAGCCUGCAGCUGUCAGUGGACAACGUGACCGUGGAGGGACAGAUGGCAGGAGCUCACACGCGGCUGGAGUUCCACAACAUUGAGACAGGCAUCAUGACGGAGCGGCGUUUCAUCUCUGUGGUGCCCUCCAACUUCAUCGGGCACCUGAGCGGGCUGGUGUUCAAUGGCCAGCCCUACAUGGACCAGUGCAAGGACGGCGACAUCACCUACUGCGAGCUCAAUGCUCGCUUUGGCCUGCGUGCCAUCGUGGCUGACCCCGUCACCUUCAAGAGUCGCAGCAGUUACCUGGCACUCGCCACGCUCCAAGCCUACGCCUCCAUGCACCUCUUCUUCCAGUUCAAGACUACAGCCCCCGACGGGCUCCUCCUGUUCAACUCGGGCAAUGGCAACGACUUCAUUGUCAUCGAGCUGGUCAAGGGGUACAUCCACUACGUGUUUGACCUGGGGAAUGGCCCGUCCUUGAUGAAGGGGAACUCAGACAAACCAGUCAAUGACAACCAGUGGCACAACGUGGUGGUGUCCAGGGACCCCGGCAACGUGCACACGCUCCAGAUCGACUCCCGCACUGUCACUCAGCACUCCAAUGGCGCCCGAAACCUCGAUCUCAAAGGGGAGUUGUACAUUGGCGGUCUCAGCAAGAAUAUGUUCCACAACCUGCCCAAACUGGUGGCCUCCCGGGAUGGCUUUCAGGGCUGCCUGGCCUCGGUGGACCUCAACGGGCGCCUCCCUGACCUCAUCGCUGACGCCCUGCACCGCAUCGGGCAGGUGGAGAGGGGCUGUGACGGCCCCAGCACCACCUGCACCGAAGAGUCUUGUGCCAACCAGGGCGUCUGCCUACAGCAGUGGGAUGGCUUCACGUGCGACUGCACCAUGACCUCCUACGGAGGCCCCGUCUGCAACGACCCCGGGACCACAUACAUCUUUGGGAAGGGGGGAGCGCUCAUCACCUACACAUGGCCUCCCAACGACCGGCCGAGCACGAGGAUGGACCGCCUGGCCGUGGGCUUCAGCACGCACCAGCGGAGCGCCGUGCUGGUGCGGGUGGACAGCGCCUCCGGCCUCGGGGACUACCUGCAGCUGCACAUCGACCAGGGCACCGUGGGGGUGAUCUUUAACGUGGGCACGGACGACAUUACCAUCGACGAGCCCAACGCCAUCGUGAGCGACGGCAAAUACCACGUGGUGCGCUUCACUCGAAGCGGCGGCAAUGCCACCUUGCAGGUGGACAGCUGGCCGGUCAACGAGCGGUACCCGGCAGGAAACUUUGAUAACGAGCGCCUGGCGAUUGCUAGACAGAGAAUCCCCUACCGGCUUGGUCGAGUAGUAGAUGAAUGGCUGCUCGACAAAGGCCGCCAGCUGACCAUCUUCAACAGCCAGGCUGCCAUCAAGAUUGGGGGCCGGGAUCAGGGCCGCCCUUUCCAGGGCCAGGUGUCCGGCCUCUACUACAAUGGGCUCAAGGUGCUGGCGCUGGCCGCCGAGAGCGACCCCAACGUGCGGACCGAGGGCCACCUGCGCCUGGUGGGGGAGGGGCCGUCCGUGCUGCUCAGUGCGGAGACCACGGCCACCACCCUGCUGGCCGACAUGGCUACCACCAUCAUGGAGACCACCACCACCAUGGCCACCACCACCACGCGCCGGGGCCGCUCCCCCACGCUGAGGGACAGCACCACCCAGAACACAGAUGACCUCCUGGUGGCCUCGGCCGAGUGUCCGAGCGACGACGAGGACCUAGAGGAGUGUGAGCCCAGUACUGGAGGAGAGUUAAUAUUGCCCAUUAUCACGGAGGACUCCUUAGACCCCCCUCCCGUGGCCACCCGAUCCCCCUUCGUGCCCCCACCCCCUACCUUCUACCCCUUCCUCACGGGCGUGGGUGCCACCCAAGACACCCUGCCCCCGCCCGCGGCCCGCCGCCCGCCCGCCGGGGGCCCGUGCCAGGCCGAGCAGGACGACAGCGACUGCGAGGAGCCUAUCGAGGCCUCGGGCUUUGCCUCCGGGGAGGUCUUUGACUCCAGCCUCCCCCCCACGGACGACGAGGACUUUUACACCACCUUUCCCCUGGUCACGGACCGCACCACCCUCCUCUCCCCCCGCAAACCCGCUCCCCGGCCCAACCUCAGGACAGAUGGGGCCACGGGCGCCCCUGGGGUGCUGCUCGCCCCCUCCGCCCCGGCCCCCAACCUGCCAGCGGGCAAAAUGAACCACCGAGACCCGCUGCAGCCCCUGCUGGAGAACCCACCCCUGGGGCCCGGGGCCCCCACGUCCUUCGAGCCGCGGAGGCCCCCUCCCCUGCGCCCCGGCGUGACCUCCGCCCCCGGCUUCCCCCAUCUGCCCACAGCCAACCCCACGGGGCCUGGGGAGCGGGGCCCGCCGGGCGCAGUGGAGGUGAUCCGGGAGUCCAGCAGCACCACGGGCAUGGUGGUGGGCAUCGUGGCGGCCGCGGCACUCUGCAUCCUCAUCCUCCUCUAUGCCAUGUACAAGUACCGCAACCGCGACGAGGGCUCCUACCAGGUGGACCAGAGCCGGAACUACAUCAGUAACUCGGCCCAGAGCAACGGGGCGGUGGUGAAAGAGAAGGCCCCGGCUGCCCCCAAGACGCCCAGCAAGGCCAAGAAGAACAAAGACAAGGAGUAUUACGUCUGAGCCCCCGGCACCGCGCCCCACUGCCAGCUGCCCCUCCUGGGAGGGCCCGAGAGGAGGGUGCGGCCCUCUCCCUGCCGGGGCCCUGGGGACCCACUCCCUGGCUGCCUCAGACUUCUCUCACGAAGAGGAAACGCAAAAAAAUGAAAAAAAAAAAAAAAAAAGGAAAACCCCGUGCUCGUCCCCUUCCUCCUGCCGUCCGUCGGCGCGGAGUCAUCGUGCGUCCUGGGGCUGUCUGUCCCUCUCAGCUCUGCGCCCAUCGGGCAGGGCACGUGCUCACAGCCCUGGGUUGAUUUAUUUUUUUAAGGGGGGUAGUUUUAUUUUGGUGGGGUUGGGAGGGAAGGAAGACUGGGGGUUUUGUACAGUGUCAACUACUCGUCCUGUUCAUUUUCCUCCAUUUUUCUUCCUCCUCCCUCUGUUCCCCCAGCCUUCCUUCUCUUCCCAAGCCCUCCAGUCCCCACCCCAGGCUUGCUAUGUCUCUCUGUCCCCACCCUCCUUCCCCAGUUCUCCUUUUUGUGUGUGUCUGGUUUCCCCCUUCCUUUCCUCCCUUUGGGUUUCCAGAGUCGGUGGGAGAAGGGCGGGAGGGUGGGCGGAGCGUCCCAGCGGGGGGCGGGGCCGGGGCCGGGAUGGCCCCGAUAGCCAUGGCUCCGCCCACCAGGAGGAGGCGCCUGCCUGGUUCCGCCCAGGGAAGGGGCUCGGGCCUGGGAAGACCUGUUCUGUUGUGUGCCGCCGGGCGACGUGCAUUG
Messenger RNA from Lagenorhynchus albirostris (white-beaked dolphin), 5876 nucleotides. RefSeq names its product neurexin 2 (gene NRXN2). NCBI's taxonomy places the organism in Eukaryota, Metazoa, Chordata, Mammalia, Artiodactyla, Delphinidae. The transcript is spliced from 22 exons. The record is from RefSeq and is a predicted model, not a curated record. The coding region runs from base 1 to 5133 and encodes 1710 amino acids.